AUGGGAGGGUGGAGAAAGCUAAGCAGCAGCACCAGCGAUGGGUGGUGCUUGGAUGACAACAGAAGAAUUUCUCUCUGGCAUGCGAUUCGGUUAGAAUCAAUGGAGAAGGUUACAAACGGUGAAGUGGCGACACUCAAAGUAGAAGAGAAACGGGGGGUGGGGGUUGUAUGCAGGCGGUGUAAAGAAACUUACAACCCCUCUUCAAACACUCCUUCUGCCUGUCGAUUUCAUCCUUCUUUCUUUGUGUGUCGACGUCAUGAUGAUCAAAAAAGGUACUAUGAAUUGGGACCUAAUGAUCCACCAUAUGCUGCCAAAUUCUAUGAUUGUUGUGGAGCAGAGGAUCCCAAUGCAUGUGGUUGCACCACUAGUUUUCAUCUCUCUUAUGAUGAUGCUUGAAAGACUAUUUGUGUUGAAUAUACAUUGCUUUGAAGAUGCUAAGAUAUGUAUAUAAAAUCUUGAAAAAAUAAUUAAGAAAUAAACCUCUCGUUUGUUUAUGGUAUGUUCACAUGGAGUCAUUUUUGUCAUUUCAAUGUUUGGAAGGGUA
This is a messenger RNA of Lactuca saligna, 544 nucleotides long. NCBI's taxonomy places the organism in Eukaryota, Viridiplantae, Streptophyta, Magnoliopsida, Asterales, Asteraceae. The record is from the annotation of a GenBank genome assembly.